CCCCGCAGACGUGACGGACGGGGGCAGUAUCGGGGCGGCGGUGGGCCGGGUGCGGGAGGAGCUGCGCGGCGCCGGCCUCGGCCUCCUGAUCAACAACGCGGGCGCGCGGCGCCGCAGCACGCUGGACACCGAGACGGCCGAGAACAUGGCGCUGCUCUACGCCACCAACACCGUCGGGCCCCUGCAGGUCACGCAGGCCUUCCUGCCCCUGCUGCGGGAGGCGGCGGAGGCCGGGCGCGGGCAGGGGCUGAGCUGCAGCCGUGCGGCCGUGGUCAACGUCUCCAGCGCCAUGGGCUCCAUCGGGGUGGCGGCGGCCUGGGGGGACGCGCAGGACGUCUCCUACCGCUGCAGCAAGGCGGCGCUGAACAUGCUGACCAAGUGCCAGGCGCUGCAGUACGGCGACAGCGGGAUCCUCUGCGUGGCCAUCGACCCCGGCUGCGUGGAGCCAGCGCCGGGGCGCGAGGCGGGCCCGGUGACGAUGGAGGAGAGCACCCAGGGUGUCCUGCGCGUCCUCGCCGGCCUCUCGGCCUCCAGCAACGGCACCUUCUGGGACUGGCGGGGGCAGAGGCUGCCGUGGUGAGGGGGCCCCGGGGCCGGAGAUCAAUAAAUGGCCACGGCCACGCUGGGACGGUGCCAUCAGGAGGCCCUGCGCCACCC
Oxyura jamaicensis (ruddy duck) is the source of this 657-nucleotide messenger RNA. RefSeq names its product C-factor-like. The record is from RefSeq and is a predicted model, not a curated record. NCBI's taxonomy places the organism in Eukaryota, Metazoa, Chordata, Aves, Anseriformes, Anatidae. The transcript has 4 exons. Bases 146 to 580 code for a protein of 144 amino acids.